UGUCAGAGUAUCCAGCAUGCAAUCGAGACAUUUCUUGCUUUGUAUAGCGACUAGUGUGCUUGGGAUAUGUACCCUAACAGCCAGUUCCUCCCCAUUUGACAGAGAUUCACCAUCGUCUUUGACUGAAUCUGACCACAAAGGAUCCGCGCCUGCUUCUCCGUUUGUGUUCAGCGACCUGGUCAUUUCUCCGUCGAUGCUACAGGUCGACCAACUCGUGAAUGUCAACGUGUCUUUCAAGAUCACCAAUACUGGAAACAGAGAUGGGGACGCGAUUGCAGAGAUGUACACAUCCUGGAUGAACGCUACAGACUCUACGCCUAUCAACAAACUGGACGGAUUUGAGAGGUACUCAGUGAAGAAAGGGACUUCCGUUUCCGGCAGCAUGACGAUUUCUUCUAAACAGCUGCAGUUGAAUGAUGCUGUGAAGGGGUGGACGGUGGAACCAGGGACUAUUACCAUAUUUGUUGGUGGCCAGCAACCGAACCAACACAACCUGGGCGGAUCCAACAUUAUAAACGGAACACUUUUGUUAUAUGACGGGCACAGGAACUCAGCAGGGACCAGUGUUCAGACAUUGACCUGUCCCUCAGGAUUCCAGUCCACUAUUCUGGGAACGUGUGCAGACACAAACGAAUGUCAAGGUUCUGCGCCAUGUACCAAGGGCACCUGCAUGAACACCAAUGGUAACCACUACUGUGACGACAGUCAGUCCAUCGACAAGAACAACCAAACCGUCUGUGGCUCCGUAACGUGCAACAAUUUUGCCAACUGUGUAAACAACACCAACACGUGCAUCUGCCAGCCAGGAUAUACGGGCCCAACAUGCAGCGUUCAGCUUUCGUGCGAUAAAAUGUGUAGGAACAAUGGCACUUGUGAUUUCCAAGGGAUAGAGGAAGUAUGUAUCUGCAGUGAAGGCUUCACCGGAAGUGAGUGUCAGUACAGCCUCAACAUUUGCAAUCAGUCACAAUCAGUUUGUUUGAACAAUGGUACCUGCGCGUUUGGACAGUUUGACAGCUUUCCGAGUUGUAGCUGCUCGGGGUCCUAUGAGGGACUGUUUUGUGAGGCCUCAAACUGCAGCACUCUCUGUUACCCCAGUAAUAAAGAUGCGUCUUGUGGAGGAAGCUGCCCUUGUAACAGUACUUACUAUGGGGACUCCUGCCAGUACACGACCUGCAGUUGUGAAAAUGGCGGAGUGUCGGUUCCAGAUGACGUGGCUUCCUGUCGCUGUGUUUGUCCGGAAGGAACUAGUGGCGCCAACUGUUCAGUGAGCACAGUCAACGAGUGCAGAUCCUCUCCGUGUCAAAAUGGCGGAACAUGUAUGGAUGAAAUAGGUUAUUACACCUGUAAGUGUCCGCCUGAAUAUAGUGGUUAUAACUGUGACAAAAGAUGCGAGUUGGAUCGAAAUUGUCUUUGGAAAGACUGCAUGCAAUGUAAGAACAAGUUUGGUGACGGAGUGUGUGACAGCGAGUGUAACAUUGAGUUGUGUCUGUUUGAUGGCUUCGACUGUUACAAUGGCAGUGCCGGCGUCUGUAACGGGACCUACCCAAACGGAACGAAAGUCAUGGACCUUCCCGAUAAAUGCAUGGGCCUAUACGACGACAACAUCUGUGUGUCCAAUGAAACAACUGCGGAGGUCCUUUGUCGGAACCAGGCGUGCGGAAGUGAUGGACUGGAUUGCCUUGACAACAAGAGAAGCUCUUCCAACAUCAUUGGAGUGUUGGUGGUGGAUUUCAUCCUGAAAAAUAACGGGAUUACCGACGAGGCUGUGCUAAACGACUCCACGCCGACACUGUUUGGCAAGUUGCUGCCCUAUUCUCUCAGUUCUUACCAGGGAUUUCCCGCCUUCUUUGUUCGGCGGCAGACGACCGAUUCUUUCAGUCCUGGAACCGGUUCUAUGAUGGUCAACCCGUAUCCUGACUUCUUUACAUCGCUCAAAUACCGAGUUUACUACAACGUGGCGAACCAGCCCAACUGUAGCAGUUCCUCGUCCUUUCCAUGUUGGACCGACAUCACCAGUGUGUCUCGAUAUGUCGCACUGACCGCCACUAGUCUCCUCUCGACCUAUAUAGACAGUUUCACAGAGCUUUUCACUUGCACGGAGGGUUAUUAUGGAAGUAGAUGCGCCAUGAACUGUAGUUCCAUGUGUCAAAGCAACAGUGCAGGUCGCACGUGUGAGAUGGAUACGGGAAAGUGCAUAUCUGGUUGUAGUAGCAAUUCAUAUACGGGAGAUAACUGCGAUAUAAUGUGUGCCAGCAACUGUCUGGGGUCGUGUUCAAACACUGAUGGAGUCUGCGCAUUGACGUCAAAUAACACGAGGUGUAAAGCGGGCUACCAGGGCUUCUAUUGUAACGAAACAUGCAGUUCGAUUACGUACGGUAUUGACUGCGCAUUCAACUGCUCCACAAAUUGUAAAACAGGAACAUGCGACCCAAUGACGGGGUACUGCACGUGUAAGCCAGGCUACAGUCAAACUGACCCUAUGUGUAGAACUGCCUGCUCCUCUGGGACUUAUGGCGACAACUGUACGGGUGUAUGCAAUCCGUGCGGUACGGGGUCUCCGUGUAACACUGUAGACGGGAGUUGUUCCUCAUGCCCAGCGGGCAAACAAGGGUCCUUGUGUAACCAAGACUGCUCCGAUUAUACCUAUGGCACGGGAUGCAACGAGAAAUGUAGCACCAAUUGUGCCUCGGUGUGUGACAAAACCAACGGAACGUGCACUCCUUGUAAAGCAGGCUACGAAGGGAUGUACUGUACCGUCAAGUCCAAGUCCGACGCCGCUACCCUCGCGGAUCCAACCAGCGACAUGCAGUCCACCAUCAUCGCUGCUAUCAUCAUCAUCGUCUGUCUACUGGCCCUCGCUGUCAUCAUCGCCGUCAUCUUGUGGAGAAGAAAUCAAGGAUCGGAAUAUGAAUUAAAUGAAGUCGAGCCGUUGUCAACUAAGAAACUGAAUGGCGAGAAUGGAAACGCGUUUGAAAUGCAAGAAAAGAUUGAUACAACAGUUACACUAGAAAAUGAGAAAAGGCCAGACGCAGAGGACACGCCCCUGUUGGAACAAACUGACAAAGUGUAUACUGGUGAUGCUGCUCAAACGAACCCAACAGAGAGCUCAAAAAGCGAUAGGUCAUCGUCAUCGUCCAGUACCGAGAGCACAAAAAAUAAUGACGCAGGAGAUAGUGAUGCAAUCAAUAACGGGGGCAUCCUUAAACUUGACUUCAAAUACAUUGAUGUAGAGAGUAAAGAAAAUUCUCAAGAAGAUGUACGAGACACUGAAAAAGACGAGAGUACAACAGAAACUGGGGGUGAGGGCAACGUAACAGGUGAUGUCAACACCGGAACAAGGAUCGAGGGCGAGACAGCGGGAAAAACCAUGGAAACGGGGAGAAGUAACUCUUACUUAGAAACGGACAUAGACACAGCCCAUAAAAACGGGGAAUAGAUUUUUAAAUUAUUUUUAAGUUUAUAGAAUCGAAUGUGUAUAAACAUGUACAGAAAUGGAGAAUGAUCUCACUCAGAGUUUUAUAUUUUUAUACCUAUUGAUUUCAAUGUAUCUUCAUGAUCAAUUUAUCUCAUAACAUUGUCUAGUUUUUAACAAAGGCACUUGGAUUCAAAACCUUCAAAUUACCGAUCUCCUGCAAUGAAAACAUUAAGAGAAAUACAUUUGUGUUUUUGUCAUCAAGUGCCUAUGUUACUCAAUUGCCAUAUAUGAAUAUGUCAUAAUACAUUUGAUUAUUACUAGUCAUUGUCAAAUUUUGCUAACACAGCUGUAGUUGCUUUUCCUUUUUUGUAUAUAGUUUUUUUUUAUUAUUAUUAAAACAGAAACCAGCAUCUUAUAAUUUCUAAAAUAAAAUCAAUGCUACAAAAA
Molecule: messenger RNA, 3862 nt
Organism: Magallana angulata
Lineage: Eukaryota; Metazoa; Mollusca; Bivalvia; Ostreida; Ostreidae
Product: neurogenic locus notch homolog protein 1-like
Exons: 18
Coding region: 17-3436 (1139 amino acids)
Molecular function (GO): calcium ion binding; scavenger receptor activity
Source: RefSeq, a predicted model, not a curated record